Molecule: messenger RNA, 4520 nt
Organism: Anneissia japonica
Lineage: Eukaryota; Metazoa; Echinodermata; Crinoidea; Comatulida; Comatulidae
Product: vigilin-like
Exons: 23
Coding region: 186-3950 (1254 amino acids)
Cellular component (GO): cytoplasm; nucleus
Molecular function (GO): mRNA binding
Source: RefSeq, a predicted model, not a curated record
ACAAUUGCACGUGCGGCUUGAUAUAACAUUGUAUCGCGAUGUAAAGCGGUCAUUUCCUUUCUACGUGAUCCAACAACGAUCACUCUGGAGAACGAACUUGAAAAAAUACAAAUCUAGGACGGACCCAACGGAAACAGUGUCCAAAUUUCUUUGGUACUGUACGACAUCUGACCCGACCAACGACUAUGAGUAUGGAAACAGUGCUACCAUCUGGGCAAGUUUACAUGGAUGCUGAGGCAUAUGAACCACCCAUGUACAACGAUGCCUUUCCACCAUUGCAGCCAGCCAGUCCAACAGAAAAUUGUCAACCAGCAAUGCCUAAUCCUGGGCCUAGCUACUCUAGCAUGGCAGUCAAGUCUUCCACUGUUACUCAGGUAUUCCAUGUGCCUUUGGAAGAGCGGAAGUACAAGGAGAUGAACCAGGGUUUUGGAGAAACUGGCAGUCAGUCUAGUAAUAUCUGCCAAAUGAUUAUGAACAAAACUGGUGCUUCGAUAGAAAUGAGUUUGGCAAAGGAUAGAAGUAUGACAAUUGUUGUUACUGGCAAAUCAGAUGCUGUAAGAAGGGCUCGCAGGGAACUCAUUGCUAAACUACAGACCCAGGCAAGUUCACAAUUGGCCAUUCCGAAAGAUCAUCAUCGUUAUAUCAUUGGACGUAAUGGUGCAAAGCUAAAAGAACUUGAGUUGGCAACGGCAACUAAGAUCACUAUUCCAAAUUCAGACGAAAAUGCUGACUACAUCAAGAUUAUUGGAACCAAGGAAGGCAUUGACAAAGCUUGCCAUGAAAUACAACUUAUAUCUGAUGAGCAGGCUAAGCUUGCAUUUGAAAUUCUCAAUAUACCUUGCCACUUCCACCCUUUUAUUUGUGGAGCUGAGAACAAGAAUCUAAAGUUGAUUAUGGAACAGACUGGAGCUAAGAUUAAUGUUCCACCGCCAACUAUUCAUAAAGAUGAAAUUGCUGUAUCUGGUGAGAAAGAUGGUGUGAGGAAUGCUGUAAUGAAAAUCAAGUUAAUCUAUGAGGAAAAGAAACGCAAGACCACAACUGUAUCUCUUGAAGUACGCAAGUCUCAGCAUAAGUAUGUAAUUGGCCCUCGUGGUUCCACAAUUCAGGAAAUUCUAGCUUCUACUGGAGUGUCUGUAGAAUUGCCACCAUCAGAAGAUCCAUCAGAAACCAUCACAUUAAGAGGUGAACAGGACAAACUUGGACCUGCAAUUACACAAGUCUAUGCUAAGGCCAACAGUGUUAUAAUUGAAGAGGUACAUGCUCCAUCCUGGCUUCAUCGUUUUAUCAUUGGACGCAAAGGCAAGAACAUCAAAGAAAUUACACAGAACCUACCUAAGGUACACAUAGAGUUUCAAGAUGGUCGUGAGGCUAUUAUUGUGGAGGGACCACCAGAGGAAGUAGAGCAGGCUCGCAAAGCAUUAGAUGAUAUCUCCAAAGAUCUUCAAAGCCGUUUUGAUUUUGCUAAUGUUGAAAUCAAUCAAAAAUUUCACAAACACAUCAUUGGAAAGAAUGGUGUUAACGUUAAUCGCAUUAAAAGUGCUACAGGUGUGUCUAUAUUGAUUCCUUCUGAUGAUAAACCCAGCAACACAAUUCGUAUUGAAGGAAGUCCUGAAGGUGUUCAACAUGCCAAGAAAGAGUUGCUGGAUAUGGCUCUCAGAAUGGAAAAUGAGAAGAGCAAAGACAUUCUGAUUGAUCAUCGUUAUCACCGUGCUAUUAUUGGCUCAAAGGGUGAAAACAUCAAGAGUGUUCGUGAUCUCUUCAAAGAUGUUCAAAUCACAUUUCCUAAUCCAAAUGAAAAAAGUGAUAUUGUGUCUUUGAGAGGACCAAAGCAAGAUGUCGAGAAAUGUUACAAGUAUCUGCAGCAGAUGGUAGCUGACCAUGCAGCAAAAAACUUCCGCCUUGAUGUUCCUGUUUACAAAAAAUUUCACAAGAACAUUAUUGGAAAAGGAGGAAACACCAUUAACAAGAUCAAAGAGGUUACUGGAACAAGAAUUGAAAUUCCAACAGAAAACAGUGAUAGUGAUGUUAUUGUAGUGAUUGGCACAAAGCAGAAUGCUGAAAAAGCAAGAGAUAUGAUCCUUGUCAUUCAAAAAGAGUUGGUGAAUAUUGUGGAGGAGGAUGUUACUAUUCCUGCUAAGUACCAUCAGUCAUUGAUUGGUGCAAAAGGAAGACUCGUUCGUCAAAUAAUGGAAGAAUGUGGAGGGGUUUAUAUUCAUUUUCCGAAUGAAGGCUCAUUAAGUGACACAGUUUCAGUCAGAGGACCUAAAGAUGAAGUUUCUAAAGCCAAGGCACAUCUCCUUGAACUUGCUAGUGACAUGGAAGAGUCCAGUUUCACUGCUGAAGUACAUGCAAAACCAGAAUUUCACAAAUUCCUUAUAGGACGAGGGGGUGCUAAUAUUCGUAGCGUUCGUGAAGAAACAGGUGCACGAAUUGCAUUCCCUUCUCCCAAGGAUGAUGACCAGCAAACUAUUCAAUUGAUUGGCAAAAAAGAUGCUGUAAAAAAAGCUAAAGAGAAAUUGGAUGUAUUAAUUAAAGAUUUAGAGAACAUUGUGGAAGGAGAAAUUGCGGUAGAUCCUAAAUUUCAUAGACACUUUGUAGCAAGACGUGGACAAAUUCUGCGAGAGAUUGGAGACGAGUAUGGAAAUGUUCAAAUCAGCUUUCCUCGUAAUGGCUCCAAAAGUGACAAAGUCAGCAUUAAGGGAUCCAAAGACUGUGUUGAAGGAGCUAAACAACGCAUUCUGGAUAUUGUUGAAGAUUUGGAAUCUCAAGUGAGCAUCGAGUGCAUCAUUCCUCAGCGAUACCACCGUACAGUUAUGGGAGCUAAAGGUUGCAGAGUUCAAGCUGUUACUGCCCAGUUUGAAGUUGGCAUUAAAUUUCCUGAUCGCAUACAGAAUUCUGAGACCAAUGGAGGAACUACUGAGGAAACACAAGUAAACGGUGAUGCUAAUAGUGAAACAAGCGAAGAAGACAAACCCAAGAAGAGUGAUACUAUUUUCAUCACUGGCAAGAAAGAGAAUUGUGAGAAAGCCAGAGAUGCUCUAUUGGCUCUUGUUCCUAUUACUGAGGAAGUUGAAGUACCUUUUGAUUACCAUCGUUUUAUUAUUGGACAGAAGGGAGCCGGUGUACGACGUAUGAUGCAACAAUUUGAUGUUAAUAUUGCUAUCCCUCCUGCCAAUCAGCAGUGUAGCUUGGUAAAGGUUACUGGCCCUCCCAAGAAUGUUGAUGAUGCUAAAAAUGCACUUCUGGAACGUGUUAAAGAACUUGAUGAAGAGAAGGAAGAAAGAAUGUUGAGGAACUUUGAGGUGGUUGUGAAUGUUAAUCCAAAACAUCACCCAAAGAUCAUUGGUCGGAAAGGAGCUGUUAUCACCAAGAUCAGGCAAGAUCAUGAUGUCAAUAUUCAGUUUCCAGAGCGAGAUGAUACUGAACAAGAUCGCAUAGUUAUAACUGGAUAUGAAGCAAAAGCACAUGCUGCAAAAGAUGCCAUCUUAAAACUAGUGCAGGAGUUGGAAGACCAAGUGAGCAUAGAGGUAAAAAUUGAUCAUCGCAUCCAUAGUCGUCUCAUUGGAGGAAAGGGACGUGCAAUACGCAAAGUGAUGGAUGACUUCAAGGUAGACAUACGCUUUCCUCGUGCUAGUGAUCCUGACCCAGAUAUAGUAACCAUCACCGGCAUGGAAGAUGAUGUGUAUGAUUGCAAGGAUGAAUUGUUGAACAAGGAGGAGGAGUAUCUGCAAGAUAUUACUGAUGAUGAAAUGAUGUCCAAAUACAGACAUGCACCAAGUCGCAAGGAGCAGAAUUAUCAAAGUGAACCGUCUACUGGAUUCAUCGUGCGCGAGGCUCCUUGGAAUCAAGCUCCUCCAAACACACAAGAUACUGAAGCUUUUCCAUCCAUUGGAGCAUCUUCAGCACCUACACCCAGACAUGCUCACUGGGGCCCAACAAAAAAACACUAAAAAUUUCUUUUUUUUUGUUGACAUAUGGUAAACUUCUUAUCUUUUAAUGACUGCUACUUUAACUUAAUUGCUGUAUAUAACAGAUGUUAUGUAUCAACAUGAUAGAAUAUUAAAAAAAUGGUUUAGUACAGUCAAACCAACAUUUUUUUUCAGUACUGUACUGAAUGCAGAAGAUAAUGUGCAUUAAUUCCCAAAUUCUAAUUAUAUUUCUGUAGUUACUGUGUUUAGUAAAAUUAAGAGCAAAGAAUGGAAUUGACAUGUGUAGCAAAUGAUAUCAAAUAACUCGUGCGAGUGACAAUGAUGCAUGGACUCAGUGCCUUGUAAAUCUCGUUGUAGGAUUGACAUGUAUUCAUGUACUUAAUGGCUGUCUGGGUUGCCAGCACACCAAUAGAUUAAGCUGUGCUCUAUAAUGUAUACUAAUCCUUUAUUAUGAAGCAUCUCCCUUUUUUUAAAUGUUACUAAAUGUAAAUGGAAGUUAGAUACAUGUCCAUGCAUUCAAUAAUAAUGUGCUUCCAAAUGUUAAAAUAUAUUAAUUCAGUGUUUUCAGAUAAGGAAAUAUAAAAAAAAAAA